Messenger RNA from Varanus komodoensis (Komodo dragon), 869 nucleotides. RefSeq names its product rhophilin associated tail protein 1 like (gene ROPN1L). Bases 136 to 789 code for a protein of 217 amino acids. Lineage: Eukaryota; Metazoa; Chordata; Lepidosauria; Squamata; Varanidae. The record is from RefSeq and is a predicted model, not a curated record. The transcript is spliced from 6 exons.
GGCGCGGUGAUCCUUCCCGCAGGAUUUGCGCUUUCAUCGUGCCCCUUCUCCCAGAAGCGCCCUCCCCGCCAUAGUUCAUCGGAAUAACAACCCUGUGAGUUCUCUUAGGAUUUUGGUGUUCGACCUAGCAUAACCAUGCCGGUUCCAGAUGUUAUGUUUUGUGCACAGCAGAUUCAUGUCCCCCCAGAACUGCCAGAUAUAAUGAAACAGUUUACCAAGGCUGCUAUCAGGACCCAGCCACGGGAUGUUCUCCAGUGGUCUUAUGGGUAUUUCCAUGCUUUGGCAAAUGGAGAUCCUCUUCCAGUGAAGGAACGUGUUGAAAUGCCAGUAGCCACUCAGAAAAAUGACACUGGUCUGACACCAGGACUCCUUAAAGUUUUGCAUAAACAGCUCUCUGAAAAGGAAACUGUGGAUUUACCAGAACUUCAGAGAAGAUGGAAGAACUUGUGUUUGCCAAUGCAGCAGCUGCACAACCUUCUUCGACUGGACAACUUUGCAGAUGGAGUGGAAUGGAUGAAGUUUUUUGCACUUGCUUGUAGUGCUCUUGGUGGGUCUUUGCACAGUUCCAUGAAACAUGCCUGUGAGAUUUUAACGAAGGACCCAGAGGGUGGAGCAGCCCGCAUUCCAUAUGACACUUUCGCAUUUAUCUAUUGCUACUUGGCUGGCUUAGAUGAAGAAAUAUCACAGGAGACAGUAGAAUCUUUUCUCAAUGCUCUGAAAGAGCAAGUGUCACGUAAGGAAUACAUGGUUGGAAUUGCAGAUUUCAGCACUGUAAAAAAGACAACUUAAGAUAGAGGAGAAAUGUUAGUACAUAGCGGAACUUAAUGUGAAAUAUUUCAUAAAAUACAGGUUUUUCGUAUCACCUUGCA